AUGCCCGCAGAGCUUUCUGGGCCUUCGUUAUCCAAUCACGAGUCAUCCGUGGAAAGACGUCAGACUGCUCAAUGUCUUCUAGACCCCUCAGGGGCUAGUCUGGUCAAGGAGCAUUUUGUGUCCGCUGGUAGCUGGCUCCUUCGGACUGAGCUGUCCGGACACGACUUGCGAUCCACCCCUUUCGACAACACGAGCAAGUCGUACUCGAUUCGUAGAUUUAGUCGAUUCGAGCAGGUGGGAACAAGAAACAUAAUCCACCCAGCUCUAACUUGCUCACUCGCCCCGAUUUUGUGUGAGUUAGUAUGCCUUAUAACCUGCAGUAGCCACGCAGCUCUUACAUGGGUCGUUGUCUAG
Ustilaginoidea virens is the source of this 354-nucleotide messenger RNA. RefSeq lists its product as uncharacterized. The record is from RefSeq and is a predicted model, not a curated record. Lineage: Eukaryota; Fungi; Ascomycota; Sordariomycetes; Hypocreales; Clavicipitaceae. The transcript has 5 exons. The coding region runs from base 1 to 354 and encodes 117 amino acids.